Molecule: messenger RNA, 3911 nt
Organism: Amblyraja radiata (thorny skate)
Lineage: Eukaryota; Metazoa; Chordata; Chondrichthyes; Rajiformes; Rajidae
Product: sorbitol dehydrogenase-like
Exons: 12
Coding region: 1128-2171 (347 amino acids)
Biological process (GO): D-sorbitol catabolic process
Molecular function (GO): zinc ion binding; L-iditol 2-dehydrogenase (NAD+) activity
Source: RefSeq, a predicted model, not a curated record
GAUUGAAGAUGGCGCAGCAUGAAAACCUGUCUGUGGUGCUCUAUGAAAAGAAUGAUCUGAGACUGGAAAAUCGACCAAUUCUAGAACCAGGUCCUAACGACCAAUCUUUUCACAGCUUUUACUGCCAAUCUCAUGGGUUGGUUUCAACAGUUUCUACAUGACUGCCUCUAUCUGUGUCAACCAGAAAAAGAUUUCAAGCCUUUUCAACAAAAAGUGACCAUUAUUUGUACAACGCCUUCAAUUAGCGUGAAUAUUAUCAAACAAAAUCUGACUCAAAGCCACAAGAGAAGAUAUUGGGGUAGAUAGCCAGAAACAUAGUCAUGGGUAUGUUUUAAGGAGUGCAUAAAAGAAGGAAUGAAAGGCCAAGAUGCAAAUAAGUUGAUGAGGAAAUUCCAAAUCUUAUGCAACCAGAAAUAUGGCCACUCAUCAGAUUUGGAAAGAACAGACUUCCUUGAGGUUUACAUGCCUGAGGGUGAUAAAGAGUGUACAGGGAUUUGAAACCACAGCAUAGGUAAAUAGGACCUAGAGCACAACACCAAUAGUUUUGGAUAUCAUAGUUUGGAAGCAAUAAGAUCAAAGCUAACUAGAAGUAGAUCGGACAAGGGAUGUCUCAAGGUAUUAAAGCUUUGGACUGGAGCUGCAGCAGUAGAAUUGAUGCAGAUACAUAGUUGAGAGAUGGUUUGGCCAUUAGGGCUCUUGCUUAUUCCAUGGAUAUGUGCUAAUAAUCUUCUCUAGCAGUUUUAUAUUUUGGCAAGUUUGUAACUGCUUUAUUCAGAUGCACGGGCAAUGACUAGGGAACUUCUCUCAGCCUGAUAAUUGGGUAUAAGUGAAAACUCAAAAGAUAUAAUGAUGAGGUUAAGCUGGAUGCCAUCAGCUUACUUAUGGACAAUGAUACUGUAUUUUCUUUUGAGAGAGAGGAUUAGCAGAGAUAACAGUGUUGGAAGAGAAAGUUGAGUAGGUUAAGAGAAACACAAAUGGAACCAAAUGAACGUCUUCCCACCCAAUUAGACAACAGUUAGGAAUGAUGUUGUUAGAUGUAAAAAGCUUCAGACUGGCCAAGAGGAUGAGAAGGAAUAGAUAAUCUGUGUCGCAAUCACAAAGAAUGUCAUUAGUGACAUUGAUAAGAGAUGUUUCAGUUCUGUGGCAGAGUUGGAAACCUGAUUGGAUCCGAAUCAAUGGUCCUUUUAAAUGAAGUCUUGCUGAAAAUGCAUUCAGUCGGGAUCUGUGGCUCUGAUGUCCAUUUUUGGCAAAAUGGAGGAAUUGGAGAUUUUAUUCUGAGAAAACCAAUGGUCCUGGGGCAUGAAGCCUCAGGAACUGUGUUUAAACUGGGAUCUGGAGUCCAACAUCUUAAACCAGGUGACAGAGUUGCAAUUGAACCGGGGGUCCCAAGGGAAAAUGAUGAGUUUUGCAGAACUGGACGGUACAACCUCUCCCCGUCAGUUUUUUUCUCUGCAACUCCUCCUGAUGAUGGGCAACUUUGCCAAUACAAUUUGCAUAAUGCCAACUAUUGCUACAAGCUCCCUGAUUCUGUGAGCUUUGAAGAAGGUGCCUUAGUUGAACCUCUUUCCGUUGCUAUUCAUACCUGCCGCAGAGGAGGAGUAACAAUUGGUAGCAAAGUUUUUAUAUUAGGAGCAGGAACAAUUGGACUUGUGAAUCUCCUUGUUUGCAAGGCCAUGGGAGCAUCUCAGAUUUUGAUCUGUGAUCUGUCACAAAACCGACUGAAAAAGGCAAAGCAGAUGGGAGCUAAUUUCACCAUUGCCGUAGAGAAAAACACAAGUGCCAAGGAUCUGAGCCAAAAAGUGAAGGAAGCUCUUGGUGGAGCAAUGCCUGAUAUAUCUAUUGAGUGCACUGGGGCAGAAUUAUGUAUCCAAGCAGGUAUUCAUGCAACAAAGUCUGGCGGCGUUUUGGUUCUGGUUGGUUUGGGCAAACCUUUUGCAAAUAUUCCAAUAUUAGAAGCGGGAAUUCGGGAGAUAGAUAUCCGUGGGGUAUUCAGAUAUUGCAACACGUGGCCUGUGGCAAUUGAUAUGUUGGCUUCAAAGAGAAUUGAUGUGAAGUCUCUGGUCACACAUCGCUUUCCCUUGGAAGAAGCUCUCAAAGCUUUUGAAACAACAAAGGAAGGUGUGGGGAUCAAGAUUAUGCUGAAAUGCGAUUCCAGCGACCAGAAUCCCUGAAAAGCAUUUUGUGUAUUUGCUUAUAGUUAUCACUACUUGGCAGUCAAUGACCGAUUUGAGAUUGGGAGAGGUAUUUACAAAGGUGAUUUCGCAGAUAAUUGAGCACGCAAUGUACAAAUGACCCUAUUAGUUAUACAUUUAUGGUUACUUUUAUUUUAAAUCACAUCAAUUACAUGCAAAGGAAAAUCAGGGAUCAGUUUAGAUGCCAUAGCACCCAUUAAAUAAUGUUCUAAACUCCUCUUCCCGAAGUCAAGAAUGAUCUAAUUCCUUGACGUUUCUGGCUAAUAUCUAUACAGGAAGUCUAUAGCUGGGGCAGAUAUCGAUGGGUUGGGAGAAUGGAUUGAUUGGAUUCCCGUGUCCUUCUGUGUUGGCACUUUGCCUCCGCCUGGUUCCAUUGGAGAGAUACAAAGUGCUUGGUGUCUUCCUGUAUGACUCUCCAUCAUUUUGGGAGGCCUCUGACCAAAGAUUCCCAUGAAUGUGUGAGGCUGUUUAAAUUUUUUUCCAGCAAGCACUGACAACAUCCUUGAAACAUUUUCUCAGUUGUGAUCGAGAAGGGGGUAGAGUGCUUGUUUUGGGUAUCUGGUGUCAGGCAUUACUUUUGAUGCGUCCCUCUCACUGGAGCUGGUUGAACAUGAUCGGAAACGUAAUGCUGGAGAAGUUGGCUUGACAGAAUCCAUUGACAAUGGAUUUGAAGAUUUGUGGAGGCAGCAUUGUGUGGUACUUUGAAUUGCUUGUUGCAAUUUGUCUAUGUCUCCAAACUAAAUAGGAGUGUAGGGAGGAGCAAUGUUUUCAGUAGACCGUAACAUUGAGACCAGGUUCAAUGUCUUGAUUUUCAAACACCCUGCACCGAAUAGCAACCAAAUGCACCCAUUCUAUAACGAAUGACAGUUUAGAUUGAGAUAAAGGGUAGCUACUUAUAGUGGGGUCCAGAUGUCACUGCAAAUUAUGUCAAUGGAGUUAAUUGCUUAUAAAGACCAAGUAAUCAACUGCACAACUUGAACUUUGCUUUUAGCUUUUUUCUAGAUCGUGUACUAUUCAGGCUCCUGAGUGCAAAUUUUAAUAAUUUUAAUGUAGCAUGAUGUCGCAAUUCUUACUGUCUACCCUCGUUAUUAUGGACCUCGUUAUAACCAAUAUUGGUUAUAGCAGAUGGAGUGUCCCCACAGCAAUCAAACACCACUGUCUCCUGAAGAACACAAGCUGCUGUGAAAGAUCAUGGAAAUUGACAAGCAAUCACUUCUUCGAUCAAUUCUUGUGCAGUGAUACUCUAUUGAACAAUGUAACUAACAGCUUUUUGGUACACAAAAAGCUGGAGAAACUCAGCGGGUGCAGCAGCAUCUAUGGAGCGAAGGAAAUGGGCAACGUUUCGGGCCGAAACCCUUCUUCAACAUCUGCAGUUCCUUCUUGAACAGCUUUUUGGCACUUUAGCUUUCAGCAACCAAAAUACAUUUUUUGCUGGUCCAAAAGAACUUUGUUUUUGAAAACAACUUGUUGUUUCAUGGAGUGAACUGUAGCUGGUUGGAGUGAAUUCCUUACUCGAUUAUAGUGGGCAAUCUGCAAUAAGGGACACCAUGGUCUGUUAUAACGAGGGGUAUGUGUAAUUAUGAUAUUAUGAGGGGAGAAUCAGUUUGGUCAAACAAUGGAAUUGAUGUUUCAGCUUCUAUGACAUAAUAAUUGUAAAAUAUUGUCUCAUAAUUAAUUUGAAGAUAAAGUAAGGGAAUAAAGAUAAUUUGUAAAGAUAAA